CUUGACGAGUAUUGAGAGUUCUCGCCAACAUCAUAGCGAAUCUCCACAUCUCGUUCCAAUGCCGCGCACAAAGCGCCUUCAUCAAUUGAAGCGGCCGAAUAUCCGCCAAGAUUGGUCGAAAUGGAACCUUUAUAACCUUUCACGCGUGGGAAAUCCUCAGAUUCGUGACAGGACAUUCUUUCAGCAAAAAUGGACCGCCAAGAGUAUGCUGCGCGCGUACCACAACCCCGAUGUGCGAGAAGGGACUUGGACCAAAAUGUUCGAUCGACGUUUGCCCGCGGUAGUACCCAUGGAUCAUCGAUAUUUAGCAAGAUAUGACGGCAGCGAGUUAGCAGAAGGUCGUGGUAUGGGUGUCGAAAAGCUUGCGGAAAAUGCAGGAUACGAGCGAAAGAGAGCCGCAGAGCGGACUCCUUACAUGCACAUGACAUUUCACCCUCUAGAGCGGCGAUUAGACACGGCAAUAUUUCGCGCACUCUUCGCCAGCUCAACCCGCCAAGCGCGGCAAUUCGUAACACACGGAUGGGUCAAAGUCAACGGGAAAAAGAUGAAGUACCCAAGUUAUCAGCUAAAUCCUGGCGAUAUGUUCUCCGUGGAUCCCGAACGGGUCAUGUUUGCCACAGGAGCUCGGAAGGACCCGGUCGAAAAGGAGGAAAAGGACGAAGAGACUGAUAACGCCGAGGCUGAGAAGGCUGUAGACGAAUCAGGUGCUGCAGCCGAGGGCGAAACGACAGCCGAGGGCGAAACGAGCGAGGGCACUUCAGUCAAAAGCGAGAUCGUCGAGCCGGUGCAGUCCGAGCCAGUGGAGCCAUCAGCAGAGACGAAGGGCGAAGCGAGGAAGGAACUCAGAGCACUUAUGGAAAGGACGAGAUCCAUUCUGGAGGAUGCGAGAGACCAGCUCUCCGGGAAGCGUCAGCGUGAGCUGCGUGACUUGAGCAAAUCCGUGAAGAAGCUGCUCUCGCAAUAUCGAGGUGUUCCGGAAUCGCAGCUGGACGAAACUAUCGAAGGGAUGCAAGCAAAUCUGGCAGAGAUUCUCGGCAAAGUCCCUGCUGGCGCCUUGAUAACGCCGACAUCCGCCGCAACCACUGCUGGAUCCAACGCUCCGUCAAAUCCUCAGGCUAAGGCUGACAAGGCCGACAAUUACAAGAUUCAGAAAGAUGCGAAAUUGUUGGCUGCUGCGUUAGAGCGAGUUCGCGAGAACCCGUAUGACCCUUCGAAACCCUAUGCCACCCCUUGGAAGCCGAGGGACUACAUGAGUGCCUUCGCAUUUAUUCCGAGAUAUCUGGAGGUCAACCAGAACAUCUGUUCGGCCGUCUACGUGCGACAUCCUGUUGCUCGACCAGGACUUGCAGAGGUGCCAACGCCAUAUUCAGCAGAGACGAUGGCAUUGGGAUUUAACUGGUAUCUUCGCCGGAGGUGAUUUUCAACGUGGUUUUGUAACAACACUUUUAUUUCCGGCGUGCUGGCAUUCAUUGCAUUCCUGUACCAUUUAGAUCUUCUUUACGAGUGCCAGCUGGGCCCAAUCGAAAGUCCAGAAGCAUUGUGCCUAAAAUUAUUGUGCUCUAGACGUGCUGUGUAGCUGCACUAAGCAGUUGUAAGGGAAAAUAUUGAUAACCGCCUAUUCAGAUGUAAGC
Molecule: messenger RNA, 1631 nt
Organism: Dissoconium aciculare CBS 342.82
Lineage: Eukaryota; Fungi; Ascomycota; Dothideomycetes; Mycosphaerellales; Dissoconiaceae
Product: alpha-L RNA-binding motif-containing protein
Exons: 2
Coding region: 59-1417 (452 amino acids)
Biological process (GO): positive regulation of translational fidelity
Cellular component (GO): mitochondrial small ribosomal subunit
Molecular function (GO): structural constituent of ribosome; rRNA binding
Source: RefSeq, a predicted model, not a curated record